This is a messenger RNA of Ruditapes philippinarum (Manila clam), 2041 nucleotides long. RefSeq lists its product as uncharacterized. The transcript has 5 exons. The record is from RefSeq and is a predicted model, not a curated record. Lineage: Eukaryota; Metazoa; Mollusca; Bivalvia; Venerida; Veneridae. Bases 55 to 561 code for a protein of 168 amino acids.
GUCUCUUUUCAUCUUAAUUUACCUACUUGCGUUUUUCGGAUUUCUACGCUAAAAAUGCUGUUUAAUAUGAGCGUCUUCACUGUGUGUACCUUAGUUCUCCUUGCUGUUGGUCCUGUAGAAUCAUUUGAUUACAAGGAUGAAAUAGCACAAGGAUCAUGUACAUCAAUUAUCCCGGACACACAACCUGACCAUGUAUAUGCUGUUAGACGGACUUGUCCGUCGGCUGAAACUUGCGAGGCUGUAUGCAAAAAUGUGGGGAAAAUAUGUUACAAUGCUUUACACGUGUACUCUGGAACAAUUCUCGCAGCUGGUGAUACGGGGAAAGCAGGACUCCAUUCGUAUAAAUAUAACAGUUGUACAGGGACAGGUUGUGGGCCCAAUUUUUGCUGUUGUGCAAACAGCAAACACACUACUCCAAACCCGUUAGCCUACAAGGACGAGAUUGCACAGUCCACGUGCACCGCCAUUUUACCCGGGAAAGCCGUCUCACGUGUAUGCUGUAAGACGAACUUGUUCCGCCUCAGCAGCCACUUGCACAGCUAUCUGUGCCAACUUAACUAAAAAAUGUUUCAAUGCCUUGCACGUGUAUAAUGCUGCAUCACUAAGCAACACGGACACGGGGAAGUUAGGGCUGCAUACAUACAGAUACAACAACUGUGACCUCGGAACAUGUGGACCAAACUUUUGUUGCUGCUCUGGCUGAGAAAUGUUUCUGGCAAAAGACACACAAUUUCUUGGAAGAUUAAAUGAGCCGUGUCACGACAAAACCAACAUAAUGGGUUUGCGACCAGCAUGGAUCCAGACCAGCCUGCGCAUCCGCGCAGUCUGAUCAGGAUCCAUGCUGUUCGCUUACAAACCCUAUUACAAGUAGAGAAACUGAUAGCGUGGAUCCUGAUCAGACUGCGCGGAUGCGCAGGCUGGUCUGGAUCUAUGCUGGUCGCAAACCCAUUAUGUUGGUUUUGUCAUGACACGGCUCAAAUUUCUUUAAUUUACGAGUCAUCCAAUCAUCUGCUUAUUUCUUUACGUGUAAAUGCGUAGCGUUAUUUAGAGCUGAUUUUAAUCAAAUUGCAAGUCACCUAACUAUGAAACAUCGUCUGUCAUCAAAGAGUUUUAAAAUGCUACUUAAGAACACAGUGAAAGGAUGAAAUAAAAUAUUAUCUGUUUAAAAUAACCUCGACCUUCACCUUUAGCAUGGCACCAAAGGUCUCCUGUAUAACAGGUUAUAAACUAUUACGUUAUAAUUUUGAGAUAGCAUUUGGGAUGACAACACUGCGCUUAUGUAGAAUACAUUUUUUUUUUCAAAUCUUUUAUUAAAUAAUUAUCAGCCUCCACUUACAUAAAUUAUUAUUGUCAUAAUUAUUUGUUUAAGGGUUACCUUUAUCAUGUUUACUUUUGAAAGGUGUGAGUCUGUUAUAAAUCAGCAGACACAAGAUUCAGGUACACAUCUUGUCAUUGUUUGACUACUUUAUACAGUAAUCAUGUUUGUAAAGCUGAAUUUCAUUGGAUAUAACAUUUGUAUACACUGCUACAGAAACUGCAAAUUCAUUAUUUUCUUUUUAUAAUCAGACAAAUAAAUUGUACAGCAAUAAUAGACUUUUUUUCAGUUUAAUUGGCACUGUAUGAGCAGUAGUUUGCUAUCCCUAUUAAAAUAUUGCUUCAUUUAUAUAUGUUAACAAUGUCCUUACUUGGAGUUAUCCUAUCUUUUAUACAUGUUACUGCAUACUUGGACUUAUCCUAUCUUCUAUACAUGAAACUACAUGUAUAACAAAAUUUGAUAUAAAACGUAAAAGGAACACAAAAUUUUAUUGAAAGUUUUAUUAAAAUUGAAGCUCACAUACACAUAUAUGUGUAAUUACAAAAACCUAAAAAAAGAGAGAAACACUGGUUGUACACAUGUUGAAAUAAUACAUAGAAAAACUUAAGUAAAGUAUACAGGUUUGAUUCAAGCUUUACUAUAUGGCCAUUCAUAUAAACAAACAUAUUCAUAUAUGAUAUCUUCUAGUCAUUCAUGAUAUAUUCUAAACAUAGACCACCUGCACUC